UUCCAGUUUCCAGUUCCCAAUUCAAUUCUUUCUCCACCCGCCGGAAUUCAGACUUUCAGACAGGCGAGCGAGGCGGCGAGUGGGGAGUAAUGGCGAUUAAAACCGGCAACGAACCGAAGAAGAUGAACAAGGGAAGCAAAUUGAGGGAGCUGGUAAAGGCCUCCGGGCGGCUACUCUCGAGGGUCCGUGACUUCUACAUCCGUAGCCUGACGGAGUGCUCGAACCACCUGGACUACGGCAUGGCGCUGACCGGGCCCGCCGGUCAGCUCCCUACUCAUCUGCCCAAGAGUUACAGCGUGGGGUCCACCGCUUCCAGCCAUGGUGGCGACGACUACAGCGAACUUCUGAGGGCCGCCUCCACCAGAAGCCUCAGCAAGAAGAUCGAACCGGACCUUCAAGCCGCGAGGAAAUCGCCGAUGGCCGGACCCAACAACGUGCCGAGGAGCCAAAGCGUGGGGAUUGGAAGAAUAGACGAAGAGAAGACGUACGAGUUCGAAGAGGAUUUCAAGCCGAGUAAUUCCGAUGCGUACCCGAGGAGCAGAAGCUACGCUGUUCAUAGAAGAAGAUCGCGGGCCUAUUAA
Momordica charantia (bitter melon) is the source of this 581-nucleotide messenger RNA. RefSeq lists its product as uncharacterized. NCBI's taxonomy places the organism in Eukaryota, Viridiplantae, Streptophyta, Magnoliopsida, Cucurbitales, Cucurbitaceae. The record is from RefSeq and is a predicted model, not a curated record.